Messenger RNA from Priapulus caudatus, 2657 nucleotides. Its product is annotated as C2 domain-containing protein 5-like. The transcript has 23 exons. NCBI's taxonomy places the organism in Eukaryota, Metazoa, Priapulida, Priapulimorpha, Priapulimorphida, Priapulidae. The coding region runs from base 96 to 2657 and encodes 853 amino acids. The record is from RefSeq and is a predicted model, not a curated record. Gene Ontology annotation, molecular function: calcium ion binding; calcium-dependent phospholipid binding. Gene Ontology annotation, cellular component: plasma membrane. Gene Ontology annotation, biological process: positive regulation of D-glucose transmembrane transport; positive regulation of vesicle fusion; intracellular protein transmembrane transport.
GCACAAGUAUGUCAGCGCCCACUAAUCACAGAGCGCUCUCCACGAUCAUCACAGCUAGUAGUACUUGCCAACAAUCAGAGAAGUGAUUCCUAGCCAUGCCUGGAAAACUGAAGGUGAAGGUUAUUGAAGGUCGCAACCUUCCUGUCAUGGAUCGUGCCAGUGACCUCACGGAUGCAUUCGUGGAGGUAAAAUUUGGCAACACCACCUACAAGACGGAAGUAUUCCGUAAAUCGCUGAAUCCUAAGUGGGAUUCGGAAUACUUCAGGUUUGAAGUCGACGACGAAGAAUUGCAGGACGAACCUCUCCAGCUUAGGGUGUUAGACUAUGAUACAUACAGUGCUAACGAUUCAAUAGGAAUGGUGUACAUCGAUCUCAACCCUCUGCUCAUCUCUGCUGCUGUGACAGAAUUCUCUGGCUGGUUUCCUAUAUUUGACACAAUGCAUGGCAUACGUGGUGAAAUUCGAGUAACAGCCAAAGUUGACCUGUUCACUGACUUCAACAAAUUCAAGCAGUCUUCCUGUGGCAUUCAAUUUUACUGCACUGCCGGGAUUCCAUACGGUAUGCAAAUCCUCGCCGUCCACGGCUUCGUCGAGGAACUCGUUGUCAACGACGACCCUGAGUAUCAGUGGAUUGACAAGAUCCGCACACCGAGGGCUUCCAACGAAGCUAGACAGCGGCUCUUCUCAAAAUUAUCGGGAGAGUUGCAGCGUAAGAUCGGACUGAAGGUGUUAGAGUUGAAGGGUACGGCUGUCAUCGGAUACCUUCAGUGCUUUGACCUUGAAGGAGAAUCGGGCAUCGUCGUGCGAGGCAUCGGAACGGCCGUUACCCUCGCCCGGGGACCGCCUAGCAUGUCACAUUCCCCUAAUCUUCUGCAGGAGGACCUGAAGCAGUCCCCACUCCCCGAGGAAAGCGUGGCAUCUCCUACUUCGCCCGUCACCAUGGCGACUCCAGCCACUAUCUCCUCAUCUCCAACGAAAACCCACGAGGUUCUUUCUCAAAGAAGGCUGUCCGAUACCGAAACUGGCACUCCACCUAGAGGACAAGUUGUAGUAAAUGUGCCGCCUUCCACUGGGACGAGAACAAUAAGGCAGAGCUUGCCUUUACACCAACAACAACCGUUUGAGAUGCUGGAGUAUCCGUUUGUGACGAUGAAAUGGUUUCCACCUGGUUUUGUGUUGCAUAUCGGAGGUGUCGUUUCAGCAAGAUCUGUCAAACUUCUAGACAAGAUACACAACCCAGAGGAGCCGGAGACUAGAGACGCCUGGUGGAUGGAGUUGAGGAUGGAGAUGCGCUCUCACGCGAAAGCCCUGAGUUGUAACGCUGUACUAGGUUACUCUGAAUCCACCAGCAUCUGCGAGGAGAUAUGCGUGCUGUCGGCAAUAGGCACGGCCGCCAUCGUCAGUCUGAAGCCCCAGCUCGCAGACUCCGCAGACGCCGGCAUCCUGCAUCCUCCGCCGCCGACCAACCUUUUGCGCUCGGCAGAGAAGAAGGACGCCGUCGAGAAGGAGAGGGUGGAGAAGGUGCUACGCGUCGACGUUAACCUUGCCAAUGCUCACAAUGUCGACCAGAGCUGGGGAAGUCAGAGGAGCAACAGUGAGGAUGCUGCUAUCGGGUGUUCGUUGUGCCACGUUCCGUACACGGAGAAUAGUCUUCCAUUCCCUACGAACCUCAACAAGUGUGGCGUCUGUAGACAUAGUCUAGUGCCAGAUGUGCUAUUUACAACCCUGGAGCCACCAGAGGAGAUUCAGACGAUUGGGAAAGGCACACUCAUUCAGGCUAAGGUUUGCAGGGUAAAGAAAGAAGUUAAAGGCGAGCAGAAUGCUAAGGAAAUAAGUGAUAGGCUACCGUUUAUGGAGUACGAGUUACACAGGCGUCUGCUAACAACACUAAAGCUGAAAGGCAUGAAUGCCAUCUUCGGACUAAAGGUGGAAGUGUCGGUCGGUGACUUGCUGAUGGUUGGCGUUGCAACUGGAACAGCAGUUUAUGUUGCUGCUCUGCCUCCACCACAAAUACCAAAGGUCAAAGGUCAGAGUUCUGCAUUCCAGGCAGAGGACAUCCAAAAGGGUAUCAUAGAUACAUUGACCAGGAACAGAGAUCUCUACGAAUUAAACAAGGUUGUGAACACGGAGGCCGUUAUUCCGGCACCCGUGGAGCCGGAUAUGGAUGACGAAGAUGGCGACUUUCUUAUGCAGGGUCGCAAACAUGUAGUCGUGGAGAUCGACGACGACGAAGAUGAGGAGGUGCUGCUGUCGCUGAUACAGAAGCCGCCGCCUCUCCUGCAGGGCUUUGACACAUGCAACACGGAGUUCAUGCCUGGAAGCAGCAACAUCCCGUGUGACCUGCAGAUGUUUACCAGAGUAUGGAGGGGAAAGAUUUCUGGCACCAACCAAAAGCAUUUCUCCACGAUUCUCGACAAUCUGGUCAUGAACGUGUGCUUCCGGUUACGAAGGCUGACGCCCUGUGCGCUAUGUAACAUCUACUUCAACAUCGAUCUGCCAGGAGACAAUGACCUGCUGAUCUGUAUGGUGGGCGAAGCUGUGGGCAUCGGAGAACCAAACUCUGCUGCUCCCCCUGCUGGUGAUCUACUCAUGAAAGCGGGCAAUCAACAAGAGAACGACGAUGCCGAACUCCAGUUUGGGAUGGACGAAGUGAGUUGA